AUGGCCACCAACGGCGCCACGCCAGACAUCAUCCUCUACACCAACCACGGGUGUCCCUGGGCGCACCGGGCUCAUGUGGCGUUGAAGGAGCUCGGACUCCCCUACAAGGAGGAGAUUAUUGAUCUGGACAGGCCGCGGGAUCCGUGGUAUUUGAAGGUGAACCCGCGUGGCCUCGUCCCCAGCAUCAACUACAACGGAAACAUCAUCACGGAAUCGGCCGUGGUCGCGCAGUUCCUGGCCGACGCCCAUCCAUCCCACUUGCUGCCGCGCACCGCGUCCGUCGACGACGCCCUGUACCGCGCCCGCGUGGCCUUCUUCGUCGACACCUUCGUCUCCAAGGCUCUGCCGCUGAUCUUUGCCGGCUGGCGCGCGCAGACCGACGCCGAGAAGGACACCGCCGCGCAGGACCUGGUCGCCGUUCUCGUCAAGGAGGUCGAACCCCUCAUCGACUGGGCCGGGCAGGGAAAGGGCCCUUACUUCGGCGGCAGUGACAAGUUGACGCUCGCCGAGGUCGACACCGCGCCGUUCCUGCUUCGUCUCCUCGGCUUCACCAAGCCCGAGUACGGCAUCCUGAGCCCGAAACUCGACGCCCUGCUCGACGAGAAGACGCCCAAGUUUAAGGCUUGGGCUGCCAAGGUGGUGCAGGAGCCGAGCGUCACGUACAUUUGGAACGAGAAGGCCGUUGCCGAGCGGACCAAGGCUCGGUUCGCGAAGCUGGCCGCCGAGAAGAAGCUCUAG
Messenger RNA from Fonsecaea nubica, 738 nucleotides. RefSeq lists its product as hypothetical. The coding region runs from base 1 to 738 and encodes 245 amino acids. The transcript has 2 exons. Gene Ontology annotation, cellular component: cytoplasm. The record is from RefSeq and is a predicted model, not a curated record. NCBI's taxonomy places the organism in Eukaryota, Fungi, Ascomycota, Eurotiomycetes, Chaetothyriales, Herpotrichiellaceae.